AUGGCUCCCUCAAAUAAUCAAUCCCAAAGCGUCGAGUCGGCUACAACCCUUCUUUACAAUUUCAGCCUUGCUGGUAUCACGAGGUCCAAUGACAAAUAUCAGCAACGAAUUUCCACAACUUCCCUUCCUACUAAAUUGAACGGAGCUGCUAAGAACAAGCACAGCACGCCUACCAGCAACCUAGUGGAUAGUCCCACAAUCAAAGAGGCACGUGAAGAGGUUUUUGAAGGACGAGGCACCAUGGAAAAAGCCCCUAUGACAUUAUUUAGGCGGCGAAGAAAUUAUCGAUCCCAGGUCAAGAACGAGUCAGAAGCUGGAUUUGAGUAUGGCGAUUCGAUGUCAAAGGGCCAGAAUUCAAAACACAUCAAUCCCCGAACUGUCCAGUUUAUGCUGCGACGAGAGCAAGGACUGAGACGAUUACUGACUUUGAGUGAUGAUCAGACAUCGCAUGCCGAAAUUUUGGCUGAAAUAGUGGCUAGGGACACUGCCAAAGCGGAUGUUCUCAACAAGACGAACACCGGCUCGAAGUAA
Botrytis fragariae is the source of this 531-nucleotide messenger RNA. RefSeq lists its product as uncharacterized. The record is from RefSeq and is a predicted model, not a curated record. NCBI's taxonomy places the organism in Eukaryota, Fungi, Ascomycota, Leotiomycetes, Helotiales, Sclerotiniaceae. Bases 1 to 531 code for a protein of 176 amino acids. The transcript has a single exon.